Molecule: messenger RNA, 2197 nt
Organism: Closterium sp. NIES-67
Lineage: Eukaryota; Viridiplantae; Streptophyta; Zygnematophyceae; Desmidiales; Closteriaceae
Source: the annotation of a GenBank genome assembly
UCCACGGCUACAUCAACUUCCUUCGCCACUGACUCCAGCAGCCAUGGCGACCGUGCCCAACCACCGUCUGCUUCGUCCUCGCGCCGCAUCGCCCGAGAUCGACUGGGACAGGCUGGACAAGUCGCGCAUGUUCCUAGUGGGCGCGGGGCUCUUCAGCGGACUGACCGUUGCGCUCUAUCCGCUCUCCGUCAUCAAGACGCGCCUGCAGGUCUCCCCGCUGCCGCUCGCCGCCGCCCAUGCCGCCCCCGCCUCCGCCUCCCCUUCCGCUUCCGCUUCCACCUCCGCCCCGGCUUCCGCUUCCCCUUCCGCUGGAGCGGGCGCCACUGCUGCUUCCGUAAGGCCUGCUGCCGCGCAGGCAGGGGCGGCGCAGGCAGCGCGCAAUGUGGGGUUGGGGGGAACGGCGGGAGUGGGGAGAGUGGAGGGAACUGGAGUAGUCCGGGGGGCGGAGGCGCGGGGAGCGGAAGCUCGCGCUGGGGGGAAUGGCGGAGGGGCAGCCGGGGCCGCGUCAAGGACAGUCGGAGGGGCCAGAGUGGCUACAGGUGUGACACCGGUAACACCAGUAACACCAGUAACACCGGUAACACUGGUAACACCGGUAACAGGAGCAACAGCUGCAGCAGGUGGGAGAUCUACAGGAGGGGCAUCCGCAGCAGCAGGAGGAGCAGGGAGGGCAGCAGGAGCAGCAGGGGCAGCAAGAGCAGCAGCAGGAGCUGCAGCGGCAGGGGGCAGAAGCCCGUCGUCCGUGCGGCUAGCGGUGGACAUGGCGCGGCACAUAGCGCGCACGGAGGGGCCGAGGGGCUUCUUCCGCGGCAUGGGCACCGUGGUGGCGGGGAUGCUGCCUGGAAGGAUCAUUUAUAUGACGGUGCUGGAAGCAGUGAAGGCGAACACGCUUAAAGGGAUUAACGGCGUAACGGAGCUGCCUUUAGAGGGGCAUUUGGAAGGUGCUAGCAGCAGCAGCAGUAGUAGCAGCAAUGGUAGCAGUAAGAGCAGUGGUGCUAGCAGCAGCAGUAGCAGCAGUAGCAAUGACAGCAGCACGAGCAGCGAUGGCAGCAGCAGCAGUGGGACGGGCGGCACGGGGCGGUGGCUGCAUUUGUCUGAUACGGCAGCAGCUGGGCUGGCCAGCGCAGUGGGCGGCAUGUGCGCGUCUCUGGCCACCCAAGCCGUGGUUGUGCCCGUUGAUGUGAUCAGCUCCCGUCUUGUGGCCCAACAGGGGGACCUACCCUCCAACCACGCCACCAGGCAAGCAGCACCACCACCGUUACGAGCAGCAGCAGCAGCACACCACCACCACCCCACCAGCAGCAGCAGCAGCAGCGGCAGGAGCGGUGCGGUACACAGGGGGGCUCCACGCACUAGUGACCAUCCUGAAAACAGAGGGCCCAAGGGGCUGUACCGCGGGUUUGGGCUGUCUGUGAUGACGUAUGCGCCCUCGGGGUUCAUCUGGUGGGGCACGUAUGGCGCCGCUCAAAGGUUCUUCUGGAGCACAUACGACCGUUACGUGCAUGCAGCGGGCAGCACCACAGCGCCCCCUCUGGGUCUGGUGGUGGGCGUGCAGGUGGCAGGGGGCGUGUGUGCGGGGCUGGCGUCUGCGCUCGCCACCACGCCUCUUGACACGGUCAAGACGCGCAUCCAGGUGGGGCGCAAGACAGGGUCAGAAGCGUCUGUAUCGGCGGUGGUGCGGCAGCUAGUGGCACAGGACGGCAUGAGGGGGCUGUACCGGGGGUUUGCCCCUCGCUGUGCCAGCACCAUGCUGUGGGGCACCGCCAUGGUGUCCACCUAUGAGUACCUCAAGCGCCUGUGUGCCAAGGAUAUCUCGACAGGCUCGUAUGUUUCUCGAGAGCAAGGGGAGCACACGUGAUCCCGAGGCAUCCGAGAGCCAAGGAGGCGAGGAGAGCAAGGAGCCAAGGAGCCAAGGAGGCGAGGAGAGCAAGGAGCCAAGGAGCCAAGGAGGCGAGGAGGAGAGGGGGUUUUGAGAGCAAAUGGCAACGCCUGCAUGGAGACUGGCCGCUUCCAUGUCGUGCUCCGUGCCUCCUUCACUCCUGUGCGGUGCCGUGCGGUGGCGUGCAGUGCGGUUGAUGCGUAACUUUAUUAGAACUGUAGGUAUUAUUAUAUAUUCAGAAUAGCAGCUGGUUUUCUUAGAUAUGCAAAAAAGGCUGGAUUUGCGCUGCCAAUAAAUGCUGAACUCCGUGGAUGAUUA